AUGCGAUUUUUCAAGCUUUAUAACCUCCGCACACAAGAACUUAUCUCUGAAUUGCCGUUAACCACAGAUACUAUCCACCUGAAUCCUGUAAACACCCCUCUCCUUAACCCCUUCAGUUUCACUGGUUUCUCGGAAUACGAUACCCAAUCCAUUCGAACCGACUAUGAAGAUCCAUCAACAGUUCCCACAAACGAGCCAGUUCGAGCUUUUGGAGGAUACAACCAGCCCAGUGCUAUCCUCUUUGACUUUGAUCCAAGGUUUGAGAAUUCGAGAAUCCUCUUGGCGAAUGUGCAUUUUGUUGACAGGCAACAGCAGAGGGCGUCACCGCUGUACCAACGGCGGUUCUCACAAGGCGAAGGUUUCUUUGAAGCCCAGGCGCCUUGUCUGUCUCUCGUUCGACUUCCCACUUGGCAAAGGAUUGCGAAAACAAAAAAUUUCGGUGGAUUACCUGAUUCCCUGCUUCAAGAACAGCGAACAGAUCGACGACAGACUAAUGGAAUAAGCAUUCUUAAGGUGUUCUACUCCCGAGCUGGUCAUCUUAUCUUUGCCGUAGUCACCACAACUUCAAACUGUAAAUGUGGUUCUGUGGCACAAGCUUUUUUCCUUAAUGAGAGCUCGUUAAGCUCGAACAAUAGUCCAGAUCUCUCACAGCAGCAUAACUGGACGGCUGGCGACAAUAAUAAUAAUCCAGUAGAUAUCAGUAAUCAAAAUACUCCGCCACUACCCGGGUUUACUCCGAUGUAUCUAAUUGUCUUUCAUGGUGACACGCUGGAUACUCUCCGAGUUAUUCGUUUUGACCGACCUCUAUGCCCACUCCAUUCCUGUCCGACAAACUACUUACCAGUUAUGAGUAGAUGCGGUGCUCGAUUAGCGCUGAUUGCAUUUGCUACCGUUGGCAAUGGAAGCAGUGGAAUGAAAAGGGCAUAUAGAGGUAAUAAACGAUGUGUCGGUGACGUUGAUGCCAUAGCCGGGACACCAAGAAGAAGGAAAAUAAAUACCCUAAACGUUUAUGUAUCACCUGCAAUGUCUUCUAGUCUCUCUCAAAGUCGACCUGGAAGCAAUCAUUUGUCUUCAAAUUGGUUGGAGAGUGAAGUGGAUAUGAAUGCUUCGGCUGAAGACAAUUUGAACAUCUCAAGCAGAUCUGCUCUAUGUGAGCUUGGAAGUUACAGUCCUGGUGUACGAAAGCUUCAAGAAGUUGUCUUUGUUUAUCAAUUGGAGCCACCUCCUUCCCUUCAGGCUAUAGUUCGACAAAAGAUAAGGCAGUACUAUUCCGAUGCAAUUUUGGACCAAUUAGGUUUGCCCCCGGGACUGCUUGCUUACCUACGAUUUAAACCAUCAUUUAGCUGUUCUGGUUCUUGUCUAUCCCGUUCAGAGAGUGUUUCGACAACGUCCGCUUUGCUGACUCCUCUUCGCAACAAUUCACUAGAAUUAUAA
Rodentolepis nana is the source of this 1434-nucleotide messenger RNA. The record is from the annotation of a GenBank genome assembly. NCBI's taxonomy places the organism in Eukaryota, Metazoa, Platyhelminthes, Cestoda, Cyclophyllidea, Hymenolepididae.